This is a messenger RNA of Hyla sarda, 3143 nucleotides long. It is a transcript of the gene ZFYVE28, whose product is annotated as zinc finger FYVE-type containing 28. Gene Ontology annotation, molecular function: metal ion binding. Lineage: Eukaryota; Metazoa; Chordata; Amphibia; Anura; Hylidae. Gene Ontology annotation, cellular component: early endosome membrane. The record is from RefSeq and is a predicted model, not a curated record. The transcript is spliced from 14 exons. Gene Ontology annotation, biological process: negative regulation of epidermal growth factor-activated receptor activity. Bases 270 to 3140 code for a protein of 956 amino acids.
UGCUAGGUGCUUUGGCUUGGGGAAAGCUUGCGCGCAUGCGUGGACGUUUCAGAGUGGCGCUGUUCGCUUGGGAUGGUGACUGUUUUGGGGCUGUCAGUGGAGCCCGCACUGCUGCCGCUCACUAUAGAGGGGAGAACCGGCCUCGGGGGUCCGGGGGCUCCGGUGACUGACACCUGGGAUAUCAGAGCAGCACUAGGACCAGCCGGCGGGACAAGGGGACGAUCCCCUGGGGAGCAGUGACAUCCAGCAGCCGCACAGCCCCGGAGGGAAUGAUGAACAGGUUCAGAAAGUGGCUGUACAAACCCAAGAGGUCGGAUCCGCAGCUUCUUGCUCAAUUCUACUAUGCAGACGAAGAGCUCAACCAAGUGGCUGCUGAACUGGACAGCCUGGAUGGAAGAAAGGAUCCGCAGAGGUGUACGCUACUCGUAAACCAGUUUCGUUCGUGUCAGGACAAUGUUUUGAAUAUCAUAAACCAGAUCAUGGAGGAAUGUAUACAGAAUGAGCGGGCCAACCGGGAUUUUUGUGUAAAAUUUCCUGAAGAAAUUCGCCACGACAAUCUCGCUGGACAGCUCUGGUUUGGCGCAGAGUGUUUGGCUGCCGGUUCAAUCAUCAUGAACCGAGAGAUAGAGAGCAUGGCUAUGAGACCGCUAGCUAAAGACCUGACCAGAAGCCUUGAGGAAGUUCGCAAUAUCAUCAGAGACCAGGCUCUCAGGGAUCUGAAUAUCUAUACAGAAAAAAUCAAAGACUCUCUCCGGCACUUUGAUGUUCUCUUUGCAGAGUUUGAACUAAGCUAUGUGUCUGCAAUGGUACCUGUAAAAUCCCCGAAAGAGUACUAUGUGCAGCAAGAAGUAAUCGUCCUUUUCUGUGAAACUGUAGAAAGAGCCUUAAAGCUUGGAUACCUCACUCAAGACAUGAUUGAUGAUUAUGAACCAGCAUUAAUGUUUACAAUCCCAAGACUAGCUAUCGUAUGCGGGCUUGUUGUUUACUCUGAAGGACCACUAAACCUCGAUCGCAAAGCAGAAGACAUGUCUGAACUAUUCCGGCCUUUCCACACAUUACUUCGAAAAAUCAGAGAUCUUCUUCAGACAUUAACGGAGGAAGAGCUGCACACUCUAGAAAGAAAUCUUUGCAUUUCACAAGAUGUGGAGUUUCCCGUCCGGACAGACCCAGAAGUGCCCUCCGCGAUCUCUCCUGUCUUAGUCACUGCCUUACCUACGGAAGAUCCACUUUCGUCAAAAGCUGAAAACACUGAGAUUGAACUGGCUUGCUCUAUGCAGUAUGAUGAACAGGAACUGGAGCAGCUAAAUAUGAUGGUUCAUAGAGUAGGGGAUGAAAUGUCUUCUUUACUUUCUCCACCAAGUGUCUGUCAGUCACCUGCACACAGGGCUACAACUUCUAGCACCGAGGCCUCCCCUAGCAGACGUCCUCUGGAUAACCGCAAUGAUGAAGAAGAUAGGGUGUUUUUCAUGGAAGACCUUGAAGGCGCUCUAGAGGGUCUUACUAGACAAAGGACGGCUGACAACACUGUAGCAUGGGUCAACAGUUCCUGUUACAAUCCCAAGCAGUUGCCUCAGUGCCAAGAAACCGUUGUGCAAAAUAGGGAGGGGGACAAUACUAAUCUCUUGAAAGAUGUAGAAAGCGAUUUAAGCAAUAACAACAACAUUGAUGGGAGUAAAAUCCUCAUGGCGAGUGGUUCUCUGCAAAACUCUUGUAGUUGUCUAGAAGUGACGGAUUCACAGUUAUACCUCAAUGGCUGGGACGCGAGCGGUGACGACGCGGAGACUGCAGAAAUCAUUGCGCACAGAACUGGUGGGAUGAAGAUUUCUGCUACUGUCAUUUUUAACCCUAAGUCUCUCUCUACUCCGGUGUCACCAGAAGCGUCACCGGAUUUAGCCAGCAGCCACGUUCCCCUUUCCUCAGACCCCUUAACAAACAACGAUGAGGAAGAGGCGAACAAACUUAGUAUAGCCGCCACUAACUGUUUAAUCAAUUCUUGUGUAUGUUGCGGGAGCUGCGACGACACUAGAGAAGAUGGCUUAGACAACUUAAGAAAUGUUAACUCCUCGGGUAAAGUUAUAAAUGCUUCCUAUAGUUUAAUAAAGUCCAAAGAAUUGGGCCAUUUAGACAGACCAGAGAGCUCCGUGGCUGCUAAAGACGCACUAAAAAUGGAAAAUUCUCCCGUUUUGUUAUUAGAAAGAGAGGCGGACAGACCGGAACUAACACACCUUCAUUCCUCCAAGUGCCUGACACACAACUCUGCUUCCCAGCUAGGGACAGACAGUGAAUCUGAGGAGACCGCCGGGAUCUCAAGUGCUCAACUAAGAAGGAAUCAAAGAAGGAAAAAAAGUGAAAGUGAGAGAGGGCCAUCACAAAAAAACGAGGGGAACAGCUCUGAAACCGGAGUGAAAGAAGAAACCAGAUCUAGUACCAGUUCUCAGGAUGACUCUCCCCUCAACUCUAUGGCCAGCAGUGACUUUGACAGUGUGUCUGUCACCACAUGUAGUCUCUCCAGCGGUUACACUCUGAGCAGCCUCAUGACCAGCUCCUGCUCGUCAGAUGACAUUGAUCAGGAGGAAAUUCAACUGGCGUUGAAAGCUGCAAAGAUUGCUUCCAGACAGAAGAUCCGAUCCCGCUUCCACAGCAGUAAUGACCUCAUUCACCGACUCUUUGUCUGCAUCUCAGGUGUUGCCGAUCAGUUGCAGACAAAUUAUGCAAGUGAUUUAAGAAGUAUCCUGAAGACGUUAUUCGAAGUCAUGGCCACCAAGCAAGAGGUGGACGACAAGGGGAAGCAAAAGAAAGUGAGCCAAGGACUAAGGAGUGCUGCACUAGAAGAUUGUGCCCUCUGCCAGGAAACAAUCUCCUCCUCAGAGCUGGCUGCCAAGGCCCGAGACGGGGAAUUUGAAGAUCCUCCUGACUGGGUCCCGGAUGAAGUCUGUAGUCUGUGCACCGCGUGUAAAGCUCCUUUUACAGUCAUCCGCAGGAAACACCAUUGUCGCAGUUGCGGCAAGAUCUUCUGUUCUCGCUGCUCUUCCCAUUCUGCGCCAUUACCGCGGUACGGUCAGAUGAAGCCGGUUCGCGUCUGUACACACUGUUACAUGUUCCACGUCACUCCUUUCUACAGUGACAAAGCUGCAAUUUGAUGC